This is a messenger RNA of Ceraceosorus guamensis, 324 nucleotides long. RefSeq lists its product as hypothetical. The transcript has a single exon. Lineage: Eukaryota; Fungi; Basidiomycota; Exobasidiomycetes; Ceraceosorales; Ceraceosoraceae. The record is from RefSeq and is a predicted model, not a curated record. The annotation marks the transcript as partial.
AAACUUCGAUUCAGAGGCGACUUGUACACUCCAGCUUGGGUCCGCGGGACAGGCAAUUCCAGAGAAGCAUGGUGUGACAAGUGUGAAGAGGGAGGAUGGAUGCAGCUCAAGAACAGCCAGUACUGGUACCACGUGCGAGGGACGCAUGGCAUUAGCCCCACCUCUGGUCUCAUCUUCCUGCCGCCACUGAAGCUAAAGUGCUACGCUGAUGCUGUCGGCACUACAGAAGGACUGUGUCAUCACUGUCACAAGUGGGUUCAAAUAUGUACGGCCAAGCGCAAGCGCGACUUCAGCGGCUGGUUCAAGCACAGCGCCAAAUGUCAC